Messenger RNA from Lecanosticta acicola, 1548 nucleotides. The record is from the annotation of a GenBank genome assembly. Lineage: Eukaryota; Fungi; Ascomycota; Dothideomycetes; Mycosphaerellales; Mycosphaerellaceae.
AUGGAGUCCCUAUCGCUCAAGGAUGAACUCCGGAUUAUGAUCGUGGGAGACUCCAUGACCCACGCUUCCGAGGGCGACUUCACAUGGCGAUAUAGGCUAUGGGAAUGGUUCAAGAAUGCCGCACCGAAGACAAGGGUGACGUUUGUAGGUCCGUAGAUCUUGUCCGUGCAUCCACAGCAUCCCUGCAGCGUAUCUGACGAUAUUAUUAGGUCCAUAUAAAGGUACCGUGCCUGCAGAGGAGCCACAUCCUCCGGAGCCUCCCAAAUUCCCGGAUGAUCCUGAUCCGCCCGAACGGGACAGUGAGUCUAUCCAUUCCCAUCUCUACAUCUCCUCAACUAACGCCACACACCAGUCUUCGCCGGCGGCUAUGCCAAAGACAUAUCCCCCGACUUCCCUACCUGGCACUUCUCUCAGAGCGGCCGCCAAAUCGCUCAGGCAAAGGACAUCAUCUCCAAUGCCGUCAGGGAACACCAACCAGACAUGCUCCUCGUCAUGCUCGGUUUCAACGACAUGGCCUGGUGCGUCAGCGGACCCGAAGACACCUUCAAAAGUGUGGUUCAAUUUGUAACAAACGUCAAGACAGCCAAGCCAAAUAUCCAUCUUUGUCUCGGAAACGUACCCCAGCGAAGUCCGAUGGAUUUCCACAAGGAGUUGGUCUGGUGGACUUCGCGAUACAAUUCUUUCCUGCACCAUGCGAUUCCGGAAUGGAGUACCAAAACGAUGAGGAUCGAGCCGGUGGAGAUCGAGAGGAGUUAUGGGUAUGUUCCGGAUCAGUGUAAAGGGACUUUCGACGAUGUGCAUCCGAACGAAUUGGGAGAGUUCCAGAUCGCCAGAGCUUUCUCCCAAACUCUGCAUCAAGCGUUUGGAAUCGGAAACGCACCACUCGCCAUACCGGAGCACAUUCCCAGAAGACCUCUACCUGUCCCACAGAAUGUCCAAGCCCAUGGUGUUCCGUACGGAAUUCAAUUGUCGUUCGACAAAGUCUACGGCUCGCGAGGCUACGACAUCCGCCAGCGAAACAAAGGGCAAGAAGAAUGGAGCGAAUUCCCCGCAGCGACAAACCAGGUCGACAACAUGUUCACGUCCGCAGGACAAAAAUGGGAAUACCAAGUCCGCUGUCGAGCAGGCGAUCGUCCAUCGGAGAAAGGUUCCUGGUCCAAGAUCGUGUCGGGGACAGCACAACGCUCGACAGCCCCUCCGCCCUCCAAUGGCAAGGUAUACUCCACGCCGGACGGUUUCGAAGUCACAUGGGACCCCAUCGAUGAGGCUAAAUGGCAAGUCGAUCGAUACGCCGUUCUCUGGCUCGACAAGAAGGGCGGCUUCCUCUGCGCACAGGGAGCGAGAGGCACCACUGCACGGGUCCAUGGGUGUGAGGCUGGCCAUCGGUACGAUACCUGGUUACAGACAUGGACAGCAUUAGGACCGAGUGUUAUGGAGAGUACGGGCAUUGUAGUCGUCGGGAGCGGAGUCUUUUCCAAGCCCGCAAGUGAGAAGAAAGAAGACGGGAGGGAGACACAGGUGGAUAUCAAAGAAGUCAACAGUCCUUGA